AUGGGCAAUAGCUGCAGUUCGUUCAAGUUAUAUCUCGAGAAGAAGGUAAGUUAACGGCAGGUACAGUACGAUUAUUAAGUGAAAGGCGCGCGCAGGUCGCCGGGUCGAUCACGAAGCGCACGCUCGCGGCCGACGCGAAACCGAUCACCAAGGACGGCCAGCCGGAGCCGCCCGAGCUCGCGGCGAUCCACGACAGCUGGGACGCGUUAUUGGCCAACCACCUGAGACCGUCGGGCGCGCCGGUCGACGGCGUGAAAUUCGCGGCCGUCUCGUACCUCGAGCUCGCGGCCGAGGACGGCUUCGCCGCGCUCGUCGAGUCCAUCGCGAAGGUCUCGCCGAAUGCGGUCAAAUCAUGGCCGCCGAACGCCCAGUGCGCCUUCUACAUCAACGCCUACAACAUCCUCUGCGCGGAGCACGUCUGCCGCACGAUCAGAAACGGCGGAGGCCUGCCCGCGUCUGUCAAGGACUGCGUGCCCGAAGGUUCGAAGAAGAAGGAGAUCUGGGACGUCCCCGCCGGGGCCGUCGCGGGCCAGACGCUUAGUUUGAACGAGAUCGAGCACGGCGUCAUCCGCACGCGCUGGGACGAGCCGCGCGUCCACGCCUGCGUCAACUGCGCCUCGCGGUCCUGCCCGGAUUUGCUUGGGCAAGCGUAUCGCGGCGACCUGUGUGGAAAUCAACGAGUGAGUUAGGUUAACGUGGCGUCGACGGCCUGGCAACUCCACGCCAUCGAGCAGACGCAGCUACGGAAUAACAUCGCGUCGACACAGGCGGCGACGACCGCCUCGACUACCAGCUCACGGCCCAAUUCAAGCUCUGGCUCCGGGACGAGACGAAGGGUCUCACGCUCGACGACGCGAGGAAGCCCAUGCUAUCGCGCAUCUUCCUCUGGUACGCCGGCGACUUUGAGACGAGGGGCGGGUCCCCCGCGUACGCCGCGCAGUACGCGCCCGCGGGCGCCGCGAGAGACGCGCUCGCGACAAUGGCGCCGAGCUACUUCGCCUACGACUGGAACCUCAACACCCAGUAGGA
Molecule: messenger RNA, 1029 nt
Organism: Pelagomonas calceolata
Lineage: Eukaryota; Pelagophyceae; Pelagomonadales; Pelagomonadaceae
Source: the annotation of a GenBank genome assembly